AUGAGACUGUCUUUGCGCUUGGAUGAGCUACAAGAAGAAGAUAUUGAAGAGCCCUUGUCGCAUGAGGCGAAGAAGUCACCUGCAUAUCCUUGUGGCCCCGUGUGCGUUUACGACCCUCAUGUAUAUCUUUACUUGGAGCCCAAUGAAGUGGAGGCCUCUCAGUUUGAUGUGGUCCUGAAUGUGGCCCGAGAAGUGAAUAAUCCGUUUCUCCUCAGGAAAGAAAGGAGGGCAUCUGAAGGCACUUUGGAUUAUAUACAUGUGCCCUGGGACCAUAACACCAAUAUUGUCGACGACAUGCUCAGUCUGGUCAAAGUCAUUGACGAUCGUGUUGCCCAGGGAAAGCGCGUCUUAGUUCAUUGCCAGUGCGGUGUUAGCCGUUCCGCCAGCUUGAUCGUGGCUUACGGCCUUUACAAAAACCCAGAUUUGACGGUUCAGCAAGCGUAUGAUGCUGUCAAACAACGAAGUCGGUGGAUCGGGCCCAAUAUGAACCUCAUCUAUCAACUUUCCGAAUUU
Xylona heveae TC161 is the source of this 513-nucleotide messenger RNA. Its product is annotated as DSPc-domain-containing protein. The transcript is spliced from 2 exons. Gene Ontology annotation, cellular component: nucleus; cytosol; cytoplasm. Gene Ontology annotation, biological process: negative regulation of MAPK cascade; protein dephosphorylation. Gene Ontology annotation, molecular function: MAP kinase tyrosine/serine/threonine phosphatase activity; protein tyrosine/threonine phosphatase activity. The annotation marks the transcript as partial. The record is from RefSeq and is a predicted model, not a curated record. Lineage: Eukaryota; Fungi; Ascomycota; Xylonomycetes; Xylonales; Xylonaceae.